AUGUUUCAACCAUGGCAAAAACGUUUAAUGAAGGAAAUUAAACUUUUGGUAACUGAACCACCAAAAGGAGUACAGUUAUUGGAACCUCCAAUGACAUCUGAUCUAAGAAGUUUAAAUAUUACUCUUUUUGGUGCUCCAAAUACACUUUAUGAUGGGGAACAUUUUGAAUUACAAUUUCAAUUUAAUGAACAUUAUCCUUUUCAUUGUCCUCAAGUAACUUUUAUCGGUGAUAAUAUACCUAUUCAUCCACAUGUAUAUUCUAAUGGACAUAUUUGUUUAUCUACCUUAUCUGAUGAUUGGACACCAGCUUUAUCAAUUAGUGCAAUUUGUCUUAGUAUUUUAUCAAUGCUUUCAAGUUGUAAAAAAAAAGAAAGACCCCGUGAUAAUGCAAUAUACGUUAAAACAUGUAAUAAAAAUCCAAAUAAAACUCAUUGGUGGUUUCAUGAUGACAAAAUAUAA
Messenger RNA from Strongyloides ratti, 459 nucleotides. Its product is annotated as AT19555p. NCBI's taxonomy places the organism in Eukaryota, Metazoa, Nematoda, Chromadorea, Rhabditida, Strongyloididae. The record is from RefSeq and is a predicted model, not a curated record. The transcript has 2 exons. The coding region runs from base 1 to 459 and encodes 152 amino acids.